This is a messenger RNA of Mustela lutreola (European mink), 2615 nucleotides long. It is a transcript of the gene MOSPD1, whose product is annotated as motile sperm domain containing 1. Lineage: Eukaryota; Metazoa; Chordata; Mammalia; Carnivora; Mustelidae. The coding region runs from base 282 to 920 and encodes 212 amino acids. Gene Ontology annotation, cellular component: cytoplasm. The transcript is spliced from 7 exons. The record is from RefSeq and is a predicted model, not a curated record.
AGCUCAUCCUCGAGGGCGGAGAGAGGUGGCAUUUGAGUCCUCCGGUAUCCCAGCAGGCAGUGCAGCCUAGAGACGCUGACAAAGGACCGGAGGAGCAGUGGCAGCUGCUUUCCGAGGAGCCGGUGUUGCCGAGGUGUGAGGAGGAGGAGUGGUCCCUGAUGGAGGAAACCGUUAUUAAUUGCCAAAAUGCUUUGGAGUUUUUAACUAACUGACUUAAGAAAAGUCCCAACUAGAUUUGAGACUAUAAAAACCGAAGCUGCAGCAAGGGCGAUUCAGUGCCAAUGCAUCAACAAAAAAGACAGCCAGAGUUAGUGGAAGGAAAUCUUCCUGUUUUUGUGUUUCCCACGGAGCUAAUAUUUUAUGCAGAUGACCAGUCAACACAUAAGCAGGUGUUGACUCUGUAUAAUCCCUAUGAGUUUGCCUUAAAGUUCAAAGUUUUGUGUACUACUCCAAAUAAGUAUGUUGUCGCUGAUUCUGCAGGUGCAGUAAAGCCUCAGUGUUGUGUGGAUAUUGUGAUCCGUCAUAGAGAUGUUCAAUCCUGUCACUAUGGUGUAAAAGACAAGUUCCGCCUCCAAGUUUCCGAGCAAAGCCAGAGGAAGGCUUUAGGAAGGAAAGAGGUGGUGGCUAUUCUUCUCCCAUCUGCAAAAGAACAAAAGGAAGAAGAGGAAAAAAGGAUAAAGGAACAUUUAACCGAAAGUUUAUUUUUUGAGCAGUCCUUUCAACCAGAGAACAGAGUGGUCUCCUCUGGCCCGAGCCUGCUGACCAUCUUCCUGGGAGCGGUGUGCAUCGGUGCCCUGAUGCUUCCCACGCUGGGCGAUGUGGAGUCACUGGUGCCUGUCUGCUUACACUUGAGUGUGAAUCAAAAAUUAGUGGCUGCUUAUAUCUUAGGUCUUAUCACAAUGGCUAUACUUAGAACAUGAGCAAGGAAUUCAGUUGACUUCUGAAGUAAACUUAUCUUGCAAAUAUGAAUGUGGACUGCCUUUUAUCUCUCUCUCACUCCAUUAACAUGCGACAAACUAUUGAGUGAUUUACAGUAAUUGAAAAACUAUAAUAUAUAUUUUAAAUUACUCUCUAAUUUUAUUGGAAGGACUCCAGCUCAUUAUGUCACAGACAGCAAGGAUGCUUUUGAGCGACCCCUAGGAAAUUAUUUGAAGAAACUUUUUAUAUCUAAAGCUAUUGUGCAAAAGACUUUAAUUAAAACAUCUGCUAUUUUGUCAUCUUUUUUUUUCCUAAUUCACUUUGAUUCCUAAGGUCCUUCAAAGUGAAAGGCCUGAAAGAGCAAACUGAGAGCAAACUAACCAGCCUGAACAUUAAAUGACAUUUAUUUCCUAACUACAAACAGCAAUGUUACUAUGUAAAUUAUACCUUGUCCUCUGUCAUUAUAAACAGUUGCCAUGGUGUUUUUAAAAUAAGUUUUACAGUUACUGUGUGGAGGGUUAAAAAAAAAAAAAAAGAAAGGAAAAAGCAUCUAGGGUUUUCUUUAACCCUCACAGAAGUAGCAUGGCUUCUCUGUUUGGUCUAAGAAUUUGAAAGGAAGCUAGGCAUUUGUUUAGUUACUUGGUUUGCCCUGGCUUUACCUCUGGAUCGGGCUUUAUGUUACUAGGAGGAGAAAAAUCACUUGAUCAUUUCUUCCUUUUUUUUUUUUUUAAGAUUUUAUUUAUUUAUUUGACAGAGAGAUCCCAAGUAGGCAGAGAGAGAGGAGAAAGCAGGCUCCCCACUGAGCAGAGAGCUGGAUGCGGGGCUUGAUCCUAGGACCCUGGGAUCAUGACCUGAGCCGAAGGCAGAGGCUUUAACCCACUGAGCCACCCAGGCGCCCCUGAUUGGUUCUUGCUAACCCUUUGCCUGACUGUCAGCAACUGGCCCAGCCUGGGAUUACCAGAUGCCAGAUGUUGUGUUUUUCACCUUUAAACUCUAAGCCAGGUAUAGAAAAUCCUUGAUACGUGUCUAUUUUAUAUCAGUCACUGAGACAUUUUUUAAGUUUUUAUUUAUUGAAACAACUUUACCAAAAAAAAAAAAGUCCCCAAAGCACAACUAUUUACAUUUCUUUAUGGCCUCUUUGAUCUUUACCGUAUAUACGCAGUUCUAACUGUUAUUGUCACAAGAACUGAUCUUUUGACUUGGGAUUUUUAUCUGAGAGCACAACGCAUUGAGUCUCUUGAAAAUCAUCUUUCAGGUGUUUUUAUAGAACGAACUUAGGCACUGCUACUGUUGUCUUCUCAAGGAAUAUACCUAAACACAAAACGUAUGCUUGAGGUGGGUUUCUGCAGGAAAUAGCACUUUGCUUCUAAAGUGAGAGCUUUUACGUAUACUCUUUCAUAGAAAAUCCUCAUUGUUUAACAAUUUGAGAAAGAUAAAUCAUUAUUAAAUGGAUUAUGUCUGUACAUUGUAUAAUGACUUAAAAGCACAGAAAUGUAAUCUAUUUUAAACUUUGUAAAAAAAAAAUUACAUUUGGAGGCUAUCCUUGUUUCUCUGUCCCCUUCAAGUCCUCUGUGCAUGUGCACACGUGUGUGUGCACAGGUGUGUAUGCGUGUGAGUGCGUGUGUGUGUGAGGCAACACAUUGUAAAGGACAGAAAUUACUUUUAAUAAAUAAAUGAAAAUGGAGGCCUGAGUUUCA